This is a messenger RNA of Plasmopara halstedii, 216 nucleotides long. RefSeq lists its product as uncharacterized. Bases 1 to 216 code for a protein of 71 amino acids. The transcript has 2 exons. Lineage: Eukaryota; Oomycota; Peronosporomycetes; Peronosporales; Peronosporaceae. The record is from RefSeq and is a predicted model, not a curated record.
AUGAAUCAGCUAUGCGUGGGUAGCGAGAACACUUCUGCUAAGCAGUCCACCCUUUUGGAGCAAUACGGGGAGAAUCGGUACAUCUGUGAUGCAAACAUGGAUAGCGUUGAAGCGACAAUUUUGCGGUUGCUUGCAAAGCCUACUCAGGAUAACCAUACCCAGUCGAAAGUCUAUCUUUCCCGUCUAAAUAUGAAAAAAGUUGAGCGCUCUGUCUAG